AUGGUCCGCUCCCAGUUCACCAGCAGGGCCCUGCUCGCCCUGGUCAUAACCGCCAUCCCCAUCUCCGCGUGCGGCGAUGAAGAUCACUUUUCGCCGCUGCCCCGCCGCCAGUCCGCCGCCGGCAACAACACAGCCGUCGGCGGGGGGCCCACGACCUCCUCGCCUCACCUGACCACGGUCUCGGAGCACGUCGACUCGCUCGCCGAGGAGCUCUGGCCGAUCAGCACCGAGAUCCACGAGAACCCGGAGCUCGGGUACCAGGAGGUGCGGGCGCACGACCUGCUGACGGCGUACGUGGCGUCUAAGCCGGGCUGGGAGGUGACGCGGUCGGCGUUUGGGCUGGACACGGCUUUCGUGGCCGUGUUUGACGGCGGCCACGGCGGCGGGCCGGUCGUGUCCUUCAACGCCGAGUACGACGCCCUGCAGGGCCUGGGCCACGGCUGCGGCCACAACCUGAUCGCCGCCGCCUCGGUCGCCGGCGCCCUGGCCGCCGCCGAGGUCAUGCGGAGGGAGGCCCUGCCCGGCAGGGUGGUGCUGUUCGGCACGCCGGCCGAGGAGUCGCUGGGCGGCAAGGUGCGCAUGCUCGAGGCCGGGGCCUUCUCGCAGCACGACGUCGACAUCAGCAUCAUGGCGCACCCGGGCCCCGGCGGCGACGCCACCGACGCCGCCUACACGUUCGCCAUGGCCACGGACCGCUUCGACGUCGAGUACCACGGCCGGCCGGCGCACGCGGCCGCGUCGCCGUGGCUGGGCGUCAACGCGCAGGACGCCAUCGCGCUGGCCUACUCGGCGCUGGGGCUGAUGCGGCAGCAGAGCCGGCCCGCGGACCGGGUACACGGCCGCAUCGCCACGGCAGACGGCGCCGUCAACAUCAUCCCGGACUCGGCGGCCGCCGUGUUCCAGGUGCGGUCCGACACGACCGAGAACCUGGCGCCGCUGAUCGAGCGCUUCGAGAAGGCCAUGGAGGCCGGCGCCGUCGGCACGGGCGCCACCAUGAACCUGACCAUGCGGCCGCACGGGUACAGCGACAUGGUGAACAACGACGUCCUGACCAGGCACUACAGGGAGUGGUUCGACGGCUCGAUCCCGUCCGCCGACGAGGAGAAGCUCAACGGGCCCAGUGGUUCGACGGAUCAGGGCAACGUCAGCCACGAGUUCCCGGCCCUGCACGCCUCCUUUGGCAUCUUUGGGGAGGACGGCGAGCCUGCCACAGCCAGCCUGCACAGCGAGGGUUUCAGGGAGGCGGCCAAGACGAGGAAGAGCUUCGACAAGGCCCUCAAGGCCGCCAAGGCCCUAGCGGGCACAGCGGUCGACGUUCUAACUGUUGAGGGUCUGCUGGAUGAGGUCAAGAAGGAGUUUGAGCAGAGCACCAACAAAGAGGUUGCACGAAGGCUCGCAAAGUUGAGGAGAAGAAUGAUUAAGCAGUAA
This is a messenger RNA of Pyricularia pennisetigena, 1428 nucleotides long. RefSeq lists its product as uncharacterized. The transcript has a single exon. The record is from RefSeq and is a predicted model, not a curated record. Bases 1 to 1428 code for a protein of 475 amino acids. Lineage: Eukaryota; Fungi; Ascomycota; Sordariomycetes; Magnaporthales; Pyriculariaceae. Gene Ontology annotation, molecular function: dipeptidase activity.